CUGCCGGUGCGCGAGCGCGUGCCGGCCGCGGGCGUUGGACAGUCGCCGACACGCCCGUAUGCGCACGUCUCGGCCACGAUGUCACGCCCGCCGCGCACCGUGCCGCGCCCGCAGCCGCCGACGCUCAGCUCGGCCUGGUCGCAGACGCCGCGGCGCGGCGCGAGUCCGCCGCACAGCGCACCGCCGGCCCGCGGACUGCGGCGCCUCUUUCUUCCCGACGAGGCAGCGAGCGCCGGACGCACAGCACGUCGACUGCGGCUGCGGCUCUCUGCCGACUUGGCUCCGACGUCGCGCGUCCCGACGGCCGAGCGUGGCACGCCGGCGCGUGCGGCCGUGUCGUCGCCGCUGCGUGCAUCGCAGGCCUCGCCGAGCAGCAAGAGUCCGGCCGUCAAGCUGGCGCUGGCCCGCGCACGGGCACUGAGCGGCGGACGAGCUGAACACAAGACGGCGCCAGCACCGGCGGCGGCGACUCAGCCAGCGAUGCCUUCGUCGGAGCGCCACAUCCCUCCGAGCACGCCGCCUCGACGUGCUCCGCAGACGAAUAUCUCGCCGGGCUCGAACCUCAACUUCUCCCGGCCGCUGCCGCCGCUGCCCGACCUGAGCACGCCGCCGCGCGGUGAUCCGCCUGCACUGCCGCAUGCGCAUCGCGGCUUUCUGGCGUCACUCGAGCAGCGCAAGGCGCGCGAGCGCAAGGACCGUCUGCAUGCGUGGAGCAUCGAGGUGUCGAGCGGCGGCGUGCCGAGCGUCGCAUCGCAUCCCUCGGCCUUCCACGCCGCCGGCUGUACCGUGGCGCAGUUCGGUGCUGCCACCUGGCAGUGCGGCUGCCAGGGCUCGUGGACGGGCCGCAAGAGCUCCUGCUCUCCGCCGCCGUCGCUGGCGCUGCGGCCGCGCGCCAGUGCGCCCGAGCUGCGCAACGAGCUGAGCGCGCAGGCCAAGACGCUGCAGGAGCACGGCGUGCUCAUCGAGACACUGGCGCAGGAGGUGGCUGGCCUCGCCGCUGUCGUGCGCCAGCGUCUGGGCGGCGGACGCGAGCUGGGCCGCAGCGCCGAGGCGCUCCUGCAGCCCGAGAAGGACCAGCAGCAAGAGGCGAUCGAGUCGGUCACCGCGGAGGGCGAGCGCUGCGAUGAGCGGCCCAUCUUCGGCCACGACGAGCGCCAUGACCCGCGCCAUGAGUUCCGCCACGACCUGCACGACUUUCCCCGCUCGUGCUCGCCGGGCCACCAGCGCACACGCUCAGACGCCUCGGCGUCGUCACUCUCAUCGCACGGCACGUUCCUCUCGCCCGAGCGCACGAUGCAAGGCCCGUGGCGACACGCACGCAGGGACACGCACGAGAGCGCCUCGACGAUGGCCACAUCGCUGGGCGAUGAUUCGCCAUCUCGCCUGCAGCGCGCCGUGCCUUGCUGCGGCUCGCACGCGCUCAAGGGGCACUGGUGCGAGCGCAGCCCUCGCCGCGCCGUCAGUCCGCCGCCGCCGCCGCCGGCUGGGCCUGCUGCCGCCUCUCAGGCAUCGCUGUGGUCGACGUCCACGACGCGCCCGCGCACCACGUGGACGGUCGACUCGCGUGCGCUGGACGCCGAGCAUGCCUGGCCGCCGCCGCCACUGCUGCCUCCGCGCGGCUCGAGUCUCGGCCUACGAGACUGAACGAUCACUACACAGCUCUGUCACCAAUGGCAUUCGUGCCCCAUCACACUGCGCUGGCCUCGAGCGCGGCGUUGGGCACGAGCCCAAGCUCGCGCAGCGUCUUGCUUGCGUCGCUGCCGCUGAACGUCUUGCGCGGGAACGUCGUGGAGAACUGGCGCGCGUGUGAGCGUGCGCGGCGUGCAGAGAUGCGCGCGUCGGAGAGUCUUACCUGCAGAGAGCCGCUUGCCUUGCCGGCGUCGAGCAGCGCCUUCUCGAGGUCGCGCAGCGUGCUGUCCGCGCUGAGUGUGCCUGUGCCAC
This is a messenger RNA of Tilletiopsis washingtonensis, 1941 nucleotides long. RefSeq lists its product as hypothetical. The record is from RefSeq and is a predicted model, not a curated record. Lineage: Eukaryota; Fungi; Basidiomycota; Exobasidiomycetes; Entylomatales. The transcript is spliced from 3 exons. The coding region runs from base 79 to 1644 and encodes 521 amino acids.